This is a messenger RNA of Schistosoma guineensis, 969 nucleotides long. The record is from the annotation of a GenBank genome assembly. Lineage: Eukaryota; Metazoa; Platyhelminthes; Trematoda; Strigeidida; Schistosomatidae.
AUGAAGUCAGAAGAACUUAUUCGCUUGAAAAGUCACUUUCUUAAGAAUUCCCGUGUUAAGGAUUUCUCUGGUUAUGGGGGGAAAAUACAUACACUUGGGUGGAAUAGCAGUGGGUCGAGAUUAGCAUCUGGAUCAUCUGACAAGCUUGUAAAUAUAUACUCACUGGAGUCCACAAGAUUAACAAAAGUACAUAGUUUCCGAGGACAUAAUGAAAGCGUAGACCAACUUUGUUGGCACCCAUCAGAUAAUGAUGUUGUUGCAACUGUGGGUGCAGAUAGUGCUAUUCGUUUGUGGGACUGUCGGACCAAAAAAGAUCCAAUCACAGCACAAUGUAAAGGGGAGAACAUUAAUUUAGCAUGGUCACCGGAUGCACGUUACAUCGCUGUUGGUAGCAAAACAGAUUUGGUUUCAUGGUUUGAUUUGCGUGCUGGUUUCAAAGUGGUACAGGCGGAACAGUUCACUUCAGAAAUUAAUGAAUUCGCCUGGAACCCUAGCGGGGAAGCGUUUCUUUUAACUACUGGUCUUGGAAGUAUAUUAGUCUACAGUGGGAAACCAGGUGACAUGAAACGUGAAGCAAGUAUCCAAGCUCACCCAGUCAAUGCAAUGUGUCUUCAAUUUUCACCAACAGGUCAUCAAUUUGCUGUUGGUAGUGCAGAUGCUCUGGUGUCCAUUUGGGAUGCAGAUGAAUUUGUUUGCCUACGUACAUUAUCUCGCUUAGAAUGGCCAGUACGCACUUUGGGAUUCUCUUACGAUGGCAAGUUAAUUGCUGCAGCUAGCGAAGAUCAUUUCAUUGAUAUUGGCCAUGUACAAACAGGUGAACAAGUCUAUCAAGUUGGGACACAUGCAUCGGCUACAUUUGUACUUGCUUGGCAUCCUCGACAGUAUUUGUUGAGUUAUUCAAGUGAAGCGAAAUACGAACGAGAUCAAGGUGUUAUUCGAUUAUUUGGUUUAGUGAAUGAUGAUUUAUAA